Molecule: messenger RNA, 3705 nt
Organism: Penaeus chinensis
Lineage: Eukaryota; Metazoa; Arthropoda; Malacostraca; Decapoda; Penaeidae
Gene: MESR3
Biological process (GO): regulation of transcription by RNA polymerase II
Cellular component (GO): nucleus
Molecular function (GO): DNA-binding transcription factor activity, RNA polymerase II-specific; RNA polymerase II cis-regulatory region sequence-specific DNA binding
Source: RefSeq, a predicted model, not a curated record
GUCGCCGUUGGCUGUUCGGGUAGUGACGUUGCCGGGGCAGGCAGCGCCUAUUGGCUGGCGGCUCGGUGACAUCAUAGGAGUGAGCGGUCAUUCGCCAAAAGCAGGGGUGAUGUCAUGCGGCUGGAAAGCGAGCUACCCGGUUACUAGCCAAGGAUCCGUGACGUCAUAGCCAGACCAAAAAGUGGAGGAGGAUUCAGCAAGGCUCCAUUGAUGGAGGCUCGGGCAGGCGAGGACAGUUGACGAGGGAGCGCUGCUGAGUGUGUGCCGCGCUGCCAGUGCGUCCCUGUCAGACCAGAGAACGUGACGCGACCAGGGAUAUACGCGAGAUACGAGACGGGAUAGUGAAUGUCAGCCCCAGAGAUCUUAUCGAAACAACCAGUGUUAAGUUGAAAGGGUGCAGUGAAUCAUAAUCUCCUUCAGUGCAUUGAUUUAGUUGUUAAAAGUUCGUUCAGCCGCAAAAAGUGAAGUAUUCCGAACAUGAGAGUGCCAGGCCAGUGAUCCACCGGCCGCAAUCCAUCUCGAGAAGGAACCCGAAGCAUCGGUGAAUGCAGUGCGCAGAGACCCGGGCCUGGGAGGUGCAGGGAGUGCUGGCCCACGGUGAGCAGGCCAGGAUAGCGGGUCGUAGUGUCCGAGCAGGCAGCAUCGGCCCUACCUCACAGGUGUUCGAGUGUAGGAUGUGCCAAGGCAGCCACGAGUGCUCGGGGCGGUGCGCAGAGUGCAGCACGAGCGCAACCUCCUUCAGAAAUAGCAUCGCGAUGGGCGGCGUGAGAGGAGGUUCCACCCUGAACGAGGUAGGCGUUGCGAGACACCUUCCCCACCACGCCUCCACGCCACACCUGUUCGUGUACCAGGCCGCCGACGACGAAGACGAGGUGGACUACGCCCCCAAGGACUGCAAGGAGCCCAUCUACUCCUCCGCUAUUGACAUCCGGAAGACCACCGCAUCGAAGGAGGCGGAGGCAGUGCGUCGCAUCACGGAAAAGUACGACUCGCUCCGCGCCCUGACGGACCGACGGGACGAUGUGGACGACCCGCUGGCCGUCACGGACGAGGACGUGGCGCGAAUCGAGACAUUCUUCCGUGGCCAUAAGACGCAGCUCUGGGUUUGUCGCACACUGGCCAACCUCUACUGUGAAAGUGGGGCUGGAGCUUCGCAUGGCACGUGGGAGCUGAAGUACACGGGCGUACCCAUUCUGCUGCUGGACCAGGGAGACACACGUUCCCGCGACAAGCGCCUCCUGCAGCUCAUCCUGGCGGAGAAGGGAACGGGCUUCGCCCUGUGGAAGGACGUAGUGGACAACCUCACCUCGUACAGGGCCCAAGAGCCCCAGUUCCAUACCCUCUACUUGUCGUCGGACCACCGCCGGCGGAUGGGACUCUCCUUCAACGACGGUCGCGCCGCCUGCGAGUUCCACAGCCACAUCGAGCGCCUGACGGCCGACCCCGCCAACAUUUCGCUCUCAGGGCCCGGUAAGAAGAAGAACAAGCCCAAGGAGAAGGUGUCUAAGUACAGAGCUCCCAAGAAGACCGACAUCUCUUCGCCUUGCAACUUCCAGCACGUGACCACGGUGGACGCCUGCGACAAGACGCGGUUUUUCUCUCUGCAGGCGUUCUCCAAGGUGAAAAACCCGCCCCCUUUGCAGCCACACACGGUGGUGGAGCGGCCUGUAGAGGCGACGACUGCCAAAGUGUAGAGGGCGGGAAGUGCAGCCAUACUCGCCCGAAAUUCCCUUCAGAUGUAUAUGAAUCUAUUUAAUCUUCCUUUUGUCGUAGUGAUAAGGGACCUUGUGAAUAAGGUCAGUGAAAAGGCGUGAACUCAGAAAGAGUGCUCGGAAGCAACGCCUGUAUGCUUAAACGUGCCAACAUAAUAGAUUCUCUCGAACUUGUUGAUAUGCUUGAUUGACAUUCAAAGAUACUGCAUAGGACUCGGGUACAAGAGCAGAAGACAAGGGAGAAUCCAAGUGAUAAAAUGUUCUCUUAUGAAAACGGAACUAGAAUUAAAGAGACCAUAUGAUGGGUCCUCUGUGCCUUUUUUCUUGACAAAAUAUAUUCUAUAAGUGUUCACGGUGAUUCUCCCGAGGACAUUGGGAUGGUAUGCUGAAUUGUCAUGCAAUAUGUGAUUUUUUCCAUGGGUAACGGAAUACCCAGGUGACCUAGUGACAUGGUGCUGUUGGCGACUGUUAAGAGACGGUAAUAACAGUUUAUUUUUUUUUAUCUCAGUGGGACCUAGAUUUUGGUUAAACAAACAGUAACAUUAGUGGAAUGCGAGUUAUUUGCCACUCAUUUGAAAAAAGCUGCAUAUAUCAUUAAUGUAUUAUACGAGAAAGAAAUGGACUUACAAGAAAAGUGUACAGAAUGGGGUGGAAAGACAAAAACAUGUUUUGUUCUCAUUUAUGCGGCAGAAGACAUGCGCGUCCUCAAAGCAACUUUGCAUGUACGAGCAUAUGGGAUUAACACGGAGAAAUUGACUUGACUUUCUAUGUAUUAGUUAAUGUCACGUACGGAAAUAUAAAGUAGAGAGAUUGUAUGCAUACUGCAAUGCAGUAAACUAGAUGAAUGUACAGCGAGGAGAUUCUGAUAAAAAAAAAUAAUUGUAGGUCUAUAUAACAUUGGGUAUCCAAUGUACAGGCUUAAAGCCUCUCUAUGAAUGGUUACGGGAAAUUAGCCUUAUAGAAACGAUAUAGGGCUCUUAUUUUCCGUGUAGUGCUGUAAUAUUGCUGAAGUGUGUGCAAAAAAAAUGUGUCAUCCAUAAGUUUUUAGAGAAAACGAGCCUUAGAGGCAGAAUGUAAUGUGAUUUUGUCAUCUAUGUAUAUAGGCCUUACGGAUAAACAAUUUACCUUGUAAACAAGAAGCAAGCAUUAGAUGCCUCAUAUGCAUAGUAUACUGGUAACUUGAAGUGUUACAGCCAUACUUGAUUUUGUUCAACUGGGUAUGUAACCAACUGUGCUGAAUAACGGGUCGACAUAUGUGAGCUUUUAUUAUGACAGAAUUGUUAUAUAGCCUUUUUCUGAAAGAUCAUGCUCUUCAAGGGCUUCCAAAGGUUCGGUCGAGAUAUAAAAAAAACAGUUUAAAGUAAGAAACCAUUAGUCUGUUGCAUAGUUAAGCCUCCAUUGUGAUGGCAGCAUUUAAAAGCACCAAAUAAGGGAUCUUGUUUCGGUUAUUCCGGAUUCCGACAUGCACUUCGUAAUGUCUAAACUCUAAGGAAUCUGUGAUGAAAAAUUCACACUAUUGAAUUUUUAUUUGUUUUUCUUUUUUCAUCUACUCAAACAUCUACACCAGUUUUAAACGUAAGAAUGACAUCCUUUAAUCAAACGUCCACGCUAUUCACAAGAAUAGGAAAAGCAUCAUCCCCAAGAAUUCCACUUGAGAGCGUGGGAUGGGCGUCAUGCCGGCGGCACCAAGGUCAGGGUGAAUGAGGCAGGGGCCAGGCGUGGCUGGCACCUGUCCAGUAAGGAUAAGAGCCUGACAGCUCACCUGGGUAUUCCUUUCCAGAUAAGAUUCUUCCACUUUUCGGAGCAUUGAAUUGCCUUUAAGGAGGGCGCAACGGAAGUCGGCCGACGUUAGUAUAUUGGAUACUUGUAACUGUUAUUAUACACAUUAAAACCAAAAUGGAUUUAGACAUGUGCUUGUGUAUGUGUGAAUACAUACACACACACACACACACACACACACACACACACACACACACACACACACACACACACA